Molecule: messenger RNA, 795 nt
Organism: Eublepharis macularius
Lineage: Eukaryota; Metazoa; Chordata; Lepidosauria; Squamata; Eublepharidae
Product: olfactory receptor 6M1-like
Exons: 1
Coding region: 1-795 (264 amino acids)
Biological process (GO): G protein-coupled receptor signaling pathway
Cellular component (GO): membrane
Molecular function (GO): G protein-coupled receptor activity; olfactory receptor activity
Source: RefSeq, a predicted model, not a curated record
AUGGACCACCGCCUCAAAACUCCAAUGUAUUACUUUCUCAAGAAUCUCUCCUGGAUGGAGAUCAUCAUCACCACAACUGUCACACCCAAGAUGCUCCGCAUACUCAUUUUAGAAGACAACACCAUAUUUUUAGCUUCCUGUGUUCUGCAACUGUACAUUUAUUUUGUGGCUGGUGCCACUGAAAUAUUCUUGUUAGCUGCUAUGUCAGUAGAUCGCUAUAUGGCCAUCUGCAACCCACUGAGGUAUACAUCUAUAAUGAGAACUCAGAUUUGCCAAUUGAUGGUACUCACUUGUUGGUUGUGGGGUUUCCUUUCUGUAACAACUCCCGUGACACUGACCAUCACAUUGCCUUUCUGUGGCCCCAACAUUAUAGACCAUUUUUUCUGUGACAGUGGUCCUCUGCUUGAUAUGUUUUGUGCUGAUGUUCAGGUUGUCCAAACCUUAAACUUUGUACUCUGUUGCUUGACCAUUUUGAGCUCUGUAUCUGUGACCACUGUCUCCUAUAUCUGGAUUGUUGUUACUGUGAUGAAGAUUCCCUCUGCCGAAGGCAGGAAGAAAGCCUUUAGUACCUGCAGCUCUCACAUCACUGUUGUAUCACUCUAUUAUGGUAGCACCAUGUUCAUCUACAUCAAGCCAGCUGGCAGAUCCUCUAUGGACCUCAACAAAGUGGCCACGUUACUUAACACAGUGGUAACCCCUUUACUCAAUCCCAUCAUUUACACCUUCAGGAACAAGAUUGUGAAGGAAGCUGUGAAAGAUUCUCUUAGGAGAAUGUGGUUUGGUGUUCCAAAGUGA